ACGAGCACGUCAGCAAGAACAUGCUCUGCGUUCGGUCCCCGGUCUUUCGGACCAUGUUUGGCACCGGCAUGAAGGAGCGCGACGCCGCCGAGGUCACGGUGUCCAACACCGACCUCGCCAGCUUCACCGCCCUCGUCCGCUACCUCCUCACCGACCAGUUCGACCUCGGCGAGGAGCAGGGCGGCAGGGCGCAGCGCGCGCUCGACCUGCGGGAGCUGGUGCAGAUGUACCAGGUGCCGCGCCUCGAGCUGCUCUGCGCGCAGGCGCUGCAGGAGAGCGUCGCGCCGGCGACCGCCGUGCCGCUGCUGGAGGCGGCGCACACGCUGGGCGACGGGCGGCUCCUCGCGCAGUGCCGCCGUUUCGUGGCCGACCACGCCGCAGAGGUGCGGGCGAGCGGCGGCGUGGAGCAGCUGCGCGACUUUGGCGUGGCCAAGGGGCUGCUCGGCGACGCGCUCGACCAGGUGGCGGAGCUGAAGGGGACGGUGGCGGCGCGCGACGUGGAGCUCGAGAAGAUCCGGGCUGAGGUGGCCGAGCGGGCAUGAGUGAGGGGCAGCGCCCCACGCCCUGUGAUCGCUCGCCGCUUGGCACCAGUGAUAGCAGUAUGUGACAGCGCAGCGCGCCGUGUACAGGGAGCGCGCUCCUGCGACACCGUUUUGAUUUCCCGGUAC
Molecule: messenger RNA, 668 nt
Organism: Emiliania huxleyi CCMP1516
Lineage: Eukaryota; Haptophyta; Isochrysidales; Noelaerhabdaceae
Exons: 1
Coding region: 54-542 (162 amino acids)
Molecular function (GO): protein binding
Source: RefSeq, a predicted model, not a curated record